This is a messenger RNA of Oryza sativa Japonica Group (Japanese rice), 1725 nucleotides long. RefSeq names its product adenylyltransferase and sulfurtransferase MOCS3-1. Gene Ontology annotation, cellular component: cytoplasm; cytosol. Gene Ontology annotation, biological process: tRNA wobble position uridine thiolation. NCBI's taxonomy places the organism in Eukaryota, Viridiplantae, Streptophyta, Magnoliopsida, Poales, Poaceae. Gene Ontology annotation, molecular function: URM1 activating enzyme activity; thiosulfate-cyanide sulfurtransferase activity; adenylyltransferase activity. The record is from RefSeq and is a predicted model, not a curated record.
AUUUCUUCCACUCUAUUCAUCCCUCCAACACUAACCUCGACGGCGGCGGCGGCGGCGGAGGGAGAGGAUGGAGGCGAUGGCCGGUGAGCUGGAGAGGCUGCGGGCGGAGAGGGAAGAGCUCGAUAGCCGCAUACGCCUGCUAGAGUCGCAGCUCGGGGCUAGCCCUACGCCCGCGGGAGAGGGCGACGCGGCGGGGACAGGGGCAGGAGGCGGAGGCGGCGGUGGCGGCGCCACCGCGUGCCCCAUACGCCGCCGUGGGAAUGGGUUCGCCGCCGCCGAUGGCCUCCCGGCCGAUAUGAUCUACCGGUACAGCCGCCACCUCCUCCUCCCGGACUUCGGGGUCGAAGGCCAGCGUAAGCUCUCGCAGUCAUCGAUUUUGGUGGUGGGCGCUGGAGGAUUGGGCUCGCCCGUGGCACUGUACCUAGCAGCUUGUGGUGUUGGUUGCUUGGGCAUUGUUGAUGGAGAUGAUGUUGAGCUUAAUAACCUUCACCGACAGAUAAUCCACAAAGAAGCAUUUGUUGGGAAAUCAAAGGUGAAGUCAGCGGCUGACGCCUGCCGUGAGAUUAAUUCGUCUAUCAACGUGAUGGAGUACCAUCAUACUUUGAAACCUUCCAAUGCUUUGGAAAUCGUGAGAAAAUAUGAUAUAGUUGUAGAUGCCACGGACAAUCUUCCUACUCGAUACAUGAUCAGUGACUGUUGUGUGUUGCUGAAUAAGCCUCUUAUAUCUGGUGCAGCCUUAGGUUUGGAAGGACAGUUGACUGUUUAUCAUCAUAAUGGAAGUCCAUGCUAUCGAUGCCUUUUCCCAAAUCCACCACCAGUGGCAGCCUGCCAGAGAUGCUCAGACAGUGGAGUUCUUGGGGUUGUUCCCGGAGUGAUUGGCUGCCUGCAAGCUCUAGAGGCUAUAAAGGUUGCUACUGAUGUUGGUGAACCCCUAAGUGGAAGAAUGCUACUCUUUGACGCUCUAUCUGCUCGUAUCAGAAUUGUCAAGAUUCGAGGAAGCUCGACUGUUUGCACGGUUUGUGGAGAAAAUUCAGCUUUUACUCAAGAUGAUUUUCAGAAGUUUGAUUAUGAGAACUUCACGCAGUCUCCAAUGUCUGAUAAGUCAGCUCCAAGUUUGGACAUACUUCCAGGAAGUGCCCGUGUCACUUGUAAAGAAUACAAAAGGCUUGUUGAUAAUGGUGAACGCCAUCUUCUGUUGGAUGUACGACCUGCACAUCACUUCCAAAUUGCUUCUGUUUCUCAAUCUCUGAACAUCCCGCUCUCCGAGUUGGAGGAGAAGCUUCAGAUGCUCGAGACCUCGUUGAAGGACACGACGGACGCCUCCUCAUCAGACAAACCGCCUUCCCUUUAUGUUGUUUGCCGAAGAGGCAAUGACUCGCAAAUAGCCGUUCAGCUUCUACGGGAGAAGGGGUUUCUUUCUGCAAAGGACAUAAUCGGUGGCUUGCAGUCCUGGGCACAAGAUGUAGACCCUGAUUUCCCCGUGUACUAGUGAAAUGGAUAUAGUGGUAGUCACAUUUGAGAUUACAUGCUCAAUUUUUAAAUCUGACACGAGAUUUUUACUGGCUUGUCAUGAGUAUGUAAAAUAUAGAACCGUUAACUUUUCAUCCUUGACCACCCUAAUAGAGUGGUUUGGGAUGACAUGUUAAUUGACGGAGCAAUAUGGCUUAAGGCUGAACUUUUUUAUCAAAUAUUUUGAACUAGUAAUAAAUUCCAUAAUGAGCGAAA